AUGACGUAUCUAACAACAGAAAAUGAAGGGGUCUUGCAUAGUUUACGCCAACGAUUAAGUCGUCGUGUCCGACAGAGAUCUCAAGGUCCUCCGAACGAAAUCAGUCGUUACUCACCACAACACACUCGACCAGGUCCGAGUCUUGCAACCAACAAACCGACUCCAAUUUCUCAGAAAGCAAAACCCAUUGCUAGCCCAUUGCCUCUGGAAAAAACGAGGAAUGUUCCUGAAGCAUCGGUCACUAUCAGCGAUCAUGGCCCCCAGAGACACACCAGCCAAAGCACUCUACAUUGGGACAGUAUUGAACACAAUUUGACAAGCGAUCGGUUGACUCUGGGGGAUGGCAUUGGCAGUGGCGUGGGCUCCCCUGACCUUUGGAGUGCAGCUUAUCGCGAGGCAGUGGAAAGUUUCGGAGACAGAAUAGACAUUGCUGCUCUAGAGGGUAGGAAUGCUAGCCAGCUGUUCAGAAAAUUAGAAGGCGUUGAAAAAGAGGCAACACAAGACUCGGCCUUCUUAAAGGGUGUGAGGUGUUUGCAAUCUUUGACUGGGCCUCUUGAGAAGCUCAAGUUAGCAUUAGAUCUCACGAGCCCACUUGCAAGCAUUGAACCCACUGCAGCGACGGUUUUUGGUGUGGUCAGGAGCGUGACCGCGAUAGCUAUCAGCAUCGCAACAGCUGAUUUGGAAUUUGCGAGGCAGAUUGCCGAAAUGCUGGAGCAAAUUUCAUGGAUUGAUGGUUGUGACACGCUCGGCCAGAAAGCAAAUAGGAGAGAUAUUCACAAGGCACUUGUACCGGUGUACCAAAAGAUCCUCGAGUUCUAUACUGUCGCAUUUGAGAUACUAACCCGGAAAGGAGCAAAAUUGGUCAUGAAAAUGUUUUUGGAGAAUGACCGCCUUCCAAACAUCGUCCGAGAAUUCUUGAGAUGUUCCAAAAUGCUCCGAAUCGUUAUAGAAAAUGCAACUUUUGAAAUAGGGGAAGAUAUGAAGCGUAUGCUCUAUGAUUCUGAAAUUGAUAGAUGGCUAGGCUAUGACAAGCUGAGCCGCCAAUGUGAGUACCAUGAAGAAUGGCGGGUACUACGAGCCAAUGAGGCUUGUGAAUUCUUACUGAAGGACACCGAUUUCAUCAACUGGUACAACGCCCCUGAUUCUCAGCAGUUGGUGAUCCUCGGUGAUUUGGGCUCUGGGAAAACGAUUACUAUGUCAUUCUUAGCGGAUGUACUGAGCCGAAGAAACCAGCACCAACUACCUCAGCCCAAGCUAUGCUACUAUUAUUGCCGUGACGACGAGACAGGGAAAGCUACUGCUAUAUUCUCUGCUCUGAUAUUGGAGCUCCUUAAACAGCUUCCAGGCCUGAAGAAGCCAUUCUUUGAGUGGUACAAGGAGUCUCAGGCUUCUGGAAAUUACGACCCGACAAGAAGUCCGAGAAAGCUGGGAGAAUUCUUGCAAAACAUUCUCGAAGAAAUUGAUCGCCCAGUCUUCAUCGUGAUCGACGGCCUGGAUGAGUGCGAUACAACGUCUCGAUACAAUCUUCUCAAAUUCUUGAAAAAUUCGUCGCAAAAGAUCCCGAGGCUGAAAACUCUACUUUCUUGUCGUCCACAGGAAGAUAUUCUUAAGCAGCUACCCCAAGUCCCUACGGUUCAAUUGGGCUCUGACGUCGAGCGAGAUAGCUUUAUUGUCGACAAAACGGUUGAGAUGCAAUUAUGUUAUCUAUCGCCUGAGGUUAAGAAAAUCGUCAAAGACAGACUUUCUGCUCAAGCACAAGGAAGCGCCAUAUGGACGAAAAUGAUAGUUCAGCUUAUCCAAAAAAAGGAUACCCGGGCAAUCGGAAAUAUGCGAGUUUUCUUGGAAAACAUGCCAUUGUCGGAUAAACUCUCGGAUCUCUAUGACACUUUACUUUCUCGCUGCGCUUCAGACGAUCCUGAAAACGAGGAGCUUGGCAUUAUAGCUCUAAAGCUCCUCACUGUCGCCGACAGGCCUUUCAGUAUACUAGAGCUAGCUUGGGCUGUUGCACUAAGUAUGGCUCAGCAUGUCACUACUGUGGACGCUCUUGCUACGUUAGUAGACCAUGAAAGAGUCAUGAGCAUUAUUCAUCCGUUCGUUGCUUGUCCCGAUUUCUGUGACCUAAAGAAGUACCAAGUUCGGCUGGUACACCAGUCAGUGAAGGAAUACAUCAUUCAGAAGUGGGCUUCUAAUAAUGCUGAUCUGCAAAGAUCUGCGCCGAUUCCUGGACAAUGUUUUGAGAAACUGGAGGCAUUUAUCUUGGAUAUUUGCAUCAGGUAUCUUCUCUUAGAUGAUAUCGGCGAAAGGGAUCUUUUCUCUGAGGAGCUAGUAGCCAUUUCAGAGCUUCCUCAGGAAGUCGAUCUUUUCACUGAUAGCCAAGAAUCGGUGGAGUACAAUCCAUAUUGCACAUGGGAGGUCUGGGAAGAAGGUAUGAACCACUAUGACCCGACUGAACGUGGAAUUGGAGAAUUCUUUGUCUAUGCAUCAUGUCACUGGUUGAAGCAUUUCGGCGCCAUCAAAGUGGAACCUCUCCCAAGUCUCGCAAGCAUAGAGAACUUAUGCCAAGCGGGCUCGACCCGACUCAACAAUUGGACUCAACAAAACUGUCGCCCGGGAUGCGCUGUCAUGGCCAGAUUUGAAUUUGACAGCAGUCUGUAUGACCCUCUCAGCAUCACUUCGCUCUAUGGCUCAGUUGUCAUGCUGCGUCAUAUGCUCAAGGACUCGAACUUUGACAAUGACAAGUUUCUUCAAAAACCAGCUAUUAUGGCUGUUGAUCAGAUUCUCCAGUGGGGGGAUGUAUCAAGGCUGAGAAUGCUCUUCUUCCAUGAUCGUCUUGGAGAUCAGCUGCAGAACCUUGACUUUUUCCGACUUGUCCUCAAAAAGUGGCAUGAUCCAAAUAUUAGCCACGACAACUGGGAUCAUGUAUUUGACCUCGUCAACGGGGUAUCAGAUAGAAUGAUCCAGGAACACUGGGGAAACGAACUCUUGUGUCUGGCCGCUGGCGCAGGCUGUAUGCCCAUCAUCCAGCGGCUGGUUUCUGGGGCUCGAGGUAAAGCAGAGCUUAGGAGUGAAUUGCUGCGUGGAUUCCGUUAUGAACAAUGGUCAUCACUUGACACCCCAAUGCAUCCAUCAAUCGCAGAGGCUAUUUUGGGAGAAAUCCACAUUGAGAUGGCAGAAAACGUACUAAGGGAGAACGGAAUCAAAGCACAUUUUUGA
Messenger RNA from Penicillium lagena, 3213 nucleotides. RefSeq lists its product as uncharacterized. Lineage: Eukaryota; Fungi; Ascomycota; Eurotiomycetes; Eurotiales; Aspergillaceae. The record is from RefSeq and is a predicted model, not a curated record. Bases 1 to 3213 code for a protein of 1070 amino acids. The transcript has 5 exons.